GGGCGUACUAAUUGAAGAAAUAUACAAUGAGUACAAGGAUUGCAGCAUGGUUGGAUUUUACAAAGGAUUAGUGCCAUCAUUAGUUAUCCGCGAACCGAACUUGGUGAAGUCCGUGUUACUAACUAAUUUGUCGAGUUUUCCUAUAAACGGUUUCCGGGUUCAAAAAGACGUGGAUCCCCUGUUCGCAUAUCAUCCAUUUUUCACCCAUGGGGAAAAAUGGUUAAAUGGAAGGAAACGAUUGACCUAUGCGUUUACCAGUGGCAAGUUGAAAAUUCUUUUCGUGGCAGUUAACGGAGUGUGCAAGAAAUUCCAAGAUUACUUAGACAGGCGGGUGAACUCCAACGAUAAGUACGAAGUUGAACUGAAGUAUCUGUUCUCAAAAUUUACUGGCGAAAUUGCGGCAAACGCUAGUAUGGGCAUCGACGGGCGCUGUUUCGGGGACGUGGAUGAUCCGUUGGCGUUCGAUCAGAUCGGCAAGAAUUUCUUCGAACCGAAUUUCUUCAGUAGAUUUCUACUUAACAUUGUAACUCUAUUUCCCAGUGUGAAUCGUUUCACAAAGAUCAAGUUCACGAAGAAGGAACUGGAACAAAUGUUCACAACGCUGGUUAAGGAAAAUUUGGAGCACAGGCGAAAGGAAUCAACGCCCAGGUACGACUUUCUCGAAAUAAUGGUGCAGCUGGAGAAAGAGGAAGGAAAGCAACUGCCUUUGGACGUUCUCACUGCUGGUGUAUUCACGUUUUACAUCGACGGAUUCCAAACAUCAAGCAUUACUCUCAGUUUCAUUGGAUUUCAACUGGCUAUGCAUCAGGAUGUUCAAGAAAGACUACGAGAAGAAGUGAAGACUGUCCUGGAAAAACACGGAGGUGUGUUAACGUACGAAGCGGUGAAAGACAUGACUUAUAUGGACCAAGUAAUUUGUGAAUCGCAAAGAUAUUACUCGACACUGAGUAUGAUGAUAAAAAUAUGUACAGAAGAGUGCGAGUUGGAAGGAUCGGACGGGCUUAAAUGUCGCGUGAAACCUGGCACCGAAAUUAUCAUACCCAUUUAUGGACUGCAGAAGGACCCGAGGUAUUGGUCCGAUCCGGAGACCUUUGAUCCAGAUCGAUUCAGCGAGGAGAGGAAGCACGAGAUUGACAAAAUGACGUUCAUGCCAUUCGGCGAGGGACCAAGGAUGUGCGUGGGAAUGAGAUUGGCACUGCUGCAAAUUAAGUGUUGUUUGGCUAUCUUGCUCAAAGGCUAUAAAUUGGAAUUGUCGGCUAAAACGAAGCUGCCUUUGAAACUGUUGCACUUCGUUUUUCUCACAGAAGCAGAAGGUGGACUUUGGGUGCAUCUGUCAAAACUUUGAAA
Molecule: messenger RNA, 1347 nt
Organism: Ceratina calcarata
Lineage: Eukaryota; Metazoa; Arthropoda; Insecta; Hymenoptera; Apidae
Product: putative cytochrome P450 6a21
Exons: 1
Coding region: 47-1345 (432 amino acids)
Molecular function (GO): heme binding; monooxygenase activity; oxidoreductase activity, acting on paired donors, with incorporation or reduction of molecular oxygen
Source: RefSeq, a predicted model, not a curated record